Molecule: messenger RNA, 1422 nt
Organism: Plenodomus lingam JN3
Lineage: Eukaryota; Fungi; Ascomycota; Dothideomycetes; Pleosporales; Leptosphaeriaceae
Source: RefSeq, a predicted model, not a curated record
AUGCCGUCAAUACCCGUACACAUCGCCCUCGGCCCCAAUUCCACCCAGACUACUACCAACGAGAACCCGCUGCCCACGCUCCUCCACACGCCCACCGGCCUUGCCCUCCUCGAAAUCCAAGGCACAGUCCACUUUCCUCCACCGCCCGCAAACGGACCAGCGUCUACGCAAAUCGGCAAACUUGUCUUCCCACUCUACAAUCCUUCUAUCAAUGACCCCGAAGACAUCAAGUGGAUGAAGCGUGUGUACAUUUAUGUUGGUAAAGGACAGAGAAUGACGGGGGAGUGUAAGAAGUUGGCGAAGCCGAUUGGCGUCAUGCGAAAGAGAGUUGUUGCAGCAAGGGAGAAACUGGGGGAAGAUGUGGAAAUGGGAGAGGGAAACGAUGAGGGGGUUGGGGCUGGCAACAGGGAGGCCGAAGAAGAGUUGGAGAUUGUCGAGGUGGUGAGAUACUAUGAGGCCAACUUCAACCCUGGUUUCGGGUGCAGGAAGCAUCGCUGGCUGAUCUCGAAUCACUUUAACCACUUUACGCGGCGCCACGGACCGACAAUCAUCUACCGCACAAACCAGAUGCUGUCGCAUCGAUACAAGCCCAAAAAAAUGACUUAUAAGUCUGCACCGCCGUUUCUUGCGCGCAGUUGCAUUCACGCAAAUCUUUGUUCGGAUCGAUUCGAUUCAAGAUGCAUUGUACCACAAUCACGCUUCUGGCCUUACUUACUGGACAAAGUUCAGCCAUCAUUCAAGACUGGCAGCAAUGUGGUGGAAGUAAUUGGUCGGGAGAAACAACAUGUGGACUCAGUGCUGGUUGUUGACUACUACUCCCAAUGUCAACCAGGUGUGACUCAUGAGCCACUACCACAACCCGAUCCUGAGCCUGCUGUUGAGCCGCUUGAGCCGCAACCAGCUACGACUGUCGGUUCACCAACCCCAACAAACGCGCCUUCGAGCACCGGCCCAGGGACAACUCUACAAAGCGGCUACUACUGGAUCCGCGCCGUCGCCGCCCCAAACUUCCACAAAUACAUACAGAGCUCGCCGCUCUACUCCCCUGGCCCCGCCCUCCUUGAAUCCCACACCACGGCCGCCCAACUCCAAGUCGUCUCAGGCCAACUCGUCCAACUCGUCUCGGCCCCCGGCGAGCCCGUCAAACUGCUCUACGCUGUUGUUAACGAAACCCGCGUCAUCAACGACAUGUCACUCGCCGUGACCUUCUCCGAAAGCAAAAACACCUACGGCACAUUUGCUUUUGGCGGCGAUGACCUGCAGUGGAGUGUUGCCGGUGUGAAUCGCCCGAACAAGAGCGCGUGGUAUGUCUGUGCUGGCCAGCGAUUGUACAUUAAUCUGGGGAACUAUGCGUACGGGACACCGACGGGGUGUGCGGACCAGACGAUUCAUUACUACAACGACAAGUCUGCAAACGGCUAG